This is a messenger RNA of Vanessa tameamea, 380 nucleotides long. RefSeq lists its product as uncharacterized. The record is from RefSeq and is a predicted model, not a curated record. NCBI's taxonomy places the organism in Eukaryota, Metazoa, Arthropoda, Insecta, Lepidoptera, Nymphalidae. Gene Ontology annotation, biological process: mitochondrial respiratory chain complex IV assembly. The transcript is spliced from 2 exons. The coding region runs from base 90 to 296 and encodes 68 amino acids. Gene Ontology annotation, cellular component: mitochondrial intermembrane space.
AAGCAGUAAGUUCUUAUUUCUUAAGAAUUUGACUGAAAUAAAUGCAAAGGUUAUGUUAUUUAAAGUCCUAUAUUUAAAUAAAAACCGAAAUGACUGUAAAACCGAGAGAGAAAGUAGACGGUGAUGACGAUCCCGUGGAGUCGAUGUUAAAAAAAGCAGGUUGCUUAGAUUUACACUACAAAGUUCAGGAAUGCAUAAAUACUACGAAGGAUUGGAGAAAAUGUCAAACAGAAGUAAAUGAUUUCAAAACAUGUAUCACAAAACACAAAGAUGAAAUUAUUAGAUUAAAAAAUUAAUUUAUUAUUUAUGUUGUUAAAUAUUUGUUUUUUGAGCAAUGUUUGGUAUUAAAUUAGUGAUUUAAAUGUAGAAUGUAUUUUAUU